AUGGCGCCGGCUAGCCAGUUGGUUUAUCAAAAGGACGAGAGGGUCCUCUGUUUCCAUCAUGAGAUUCUCUACGAAGCAAAGAUCAUCGACAUCAGACACACCGAUCCGGAGGACCGGAAGAGUCCUUAUGAGUACUUGGUCCACUAUAAAGGAUGGAAAAAUACCCUCCUUGCUCUCUUAAGUUACUUGCCCUCCCGAGGGGAAGAGUUUUCCUUGGCAGCAGGAAAAGAUAGUUACGCUAACACGGCUUCUCAAAACAGCUGGGAUGACUGGGUUCCCCAAGAUCGCCUCCGUAAAUUUACGGAGGAGAAUCGAGAGCUGGCUGCGACUCUGCGGCGUGACGCGGAAGCUGCUUUAAAGCAGCGAAGCGGUAAAGGCUCCAAGAAAAGAGGCGGUUCCGACAGAGACUCCGGCCGCGGCAGCGAAGAGAGGCAAUCGUCUGUUCCUGCAAGAGGCACCAAGCGAAGUAGAGACAAUGAAAUUGAAAAAGAGGAGCAAUUCCUUUCACGGCCAUCGGUUCGCAUUACGCUACCAGACAAUCUCAAAGCCAUCCUGGUAGAUGACUGGGAGAAUGUGACGAAGAACCGGCAGGUUCUUGCGCUGCCUGCUCCAAUUUCGGUCAAUACAAUUCUCGAUACUUAUGCCGAGGAGGAGAGAGCCAAGCGCACUAAUCCAGCAGACUUGGAUGUCCUCGAAGAGGUUAUCGCAGGCAUUAAAGAAUACUUCGACAAGUCACUUGACAAGAUUCUUCUGUACAGGUUUGAGCGUGAACAGUAUCGCCUCCUGCGUCACAGAUGGGAGGCAGGCUCAGGGAACUUUGCCGACAAAGGCCCGCUCGAUAUCUACGGAGCACACCACCUGAUGCGUUUAUUUGCUACAAUGCCUGAACUUAUUGCGCAAACCAACAUGGACCAACAAUCGACGAAUAAGCUUCGCGAGGAGCUUUCCAAAUUCACACUUUGGCUGAGCCGGAACUCAGAAAAGUAUUUCGCCAACAGAUACAUCAACCCCAGUAGCGAGUACGCGGAGAAGGCCAAUGGUGCCCAGAAUCCGAAUCCGGGAACAGCCACCUCACACCUUGUUUGA
Molecule: messenger RNA, 1086 nt
Organism: Rasamsonia emersonii CBS 393.64
Lineage: Eukaryota; Fungi; Ascomycota; Eurotiomycetes; Eurotiales; Trichocomaceae
Product: Histone acetylase complex subunit MRG15-2
Exons: 4
Coding region: 1-1086 (361 amino acids)
Biological process (GO): chromatin organization; regulation of DNA-templated transcription
Cellular component (GO): nucleus; Rpd3S complex; NuA4 histone acetyltransferase complex
Source: RefSeq, a predicted model, not a curated record